Molecule: messenger RNA, 909 nt
Organism: Caenorhabditis bovis
Lineage: Eukaryota; Metazoa; Nematoda; Chromadorea; Rhabditida; Rhabditidae
Source: the annotation of a GenBank genome assembly
AUGGAAUCGUUAUCGCAUUUGACGCCAACCGAUCGCCAGAUUCUCAACAAAUCGUGGGCGAUUGUCUCAAAGGACACACAACAAGUGGCCGUCAACAUUUUCCAAAUGAUUUUCGAGCAGGCUCCCGACGCGAAACUCAUGUUCUCGUUCAUGAUGAAGGAUUACAAGGAAGACAAGAAAAGCAAUGAGUUCAUUUUCCAUGCAGUCAGAUUCAUACAGGUAAUCGAAUCGACGAUGACCCAUUUGGAAGAUCCCGAACAACUUGACGCGCUAUUUCUGAAUCUCGGCAAAAUCCACGCGCGACACGAGGAGCAACUCGGAUUCAGUGCGCAUUAUUGGUCCGUGUUCAAAGAAUGCGUUUUGUUCCAUUUUCGUCGUCAGAUGAAGGCCGACAAAAAAUUCUCGAAGAAGAGCGAAAUGACGCUCGCCGAAAUCGAUUCGGCCAUCAUUUUGUGGCGUGAAGUGCUUCGAUUCAUCAUCUCAAGAAUGAAAGUCGGCUACAGUGAGAACGGAUUGAUAAGGAAAGCAAACAAGCAGAUAAUCAACAAUGGCUAUCUGAAUGCGAAUCACGACGACAACACAACGAGUUGCUCCAACUCGGGCGGUCUUCAGGUCGAGACGAAACAAGAUCUCACACAGGUAGUUCAGCAUCCAGGCCGCAAGAAUGCUCGCUACUCGAUGGCAAACGCGAUCGUGCGAAACGCCAACGACGGCGACGAUUCGACGAGCUGCUCGUUUUUGUCGACAAUCGCCACAUGCUCACCGCGAUGGCUCCGAAAACGAAUAUCCGAACACGGCUCGCAUGCAUUACGUCGUCGUGAAAUGUCGAUCAUCGUGCCAGAAUACUUCAUAUCUCGUCGUAAAUCCGACGUCGACGUCUCCGAUGGAACUCCAUCGCCAAGCCAAUGA